Orbilia oligospora ATCC 24927 is the source of this 888-nucleotide messenger RNA. RefSeq lists its product as uncharacterized. Gene Ontology annotation, biological process: fatty acid beta-oxidation. Lineage: Eukaryota; Fungi; Ascomycota; Orbiliomycetes; Orbiliales; Orbiliaceae. The record is from RefSeq and is a predicted model, not a curated record. Gene Ontology annotation, cellular component: mitochondrion. The transcript is spliced from 2 exons. The coding region runs from base 1 to 888 and encodes 295 amino acids. Gene Ontology annotation, molecular function: enoyl-CoA hydratase activity.
AUGUCAUCCCUCCGCUCAACAAUCACCCAUCUACGGCCUUUAAGGUCCCAAAUCCAAUACCGUCUUUACUCCACAACCCCUCCUUCCGCACCGCUCAUCCUCUCGCAAUCAAUCCCAGCACCCCACCUCGGCUCCAUCCGUGUUUUACUACUUAACCGACCAAUCGCCAAAAAUGCCCUGAGUUGGGACCUUUUGAAGGCUUUCCGUGAGGAAAUCGAUUCGAUUGCAUCCGAAGCUGGGAAAGGAGAGACCAGAGCAUUGGUAAUUGGGUCCAGUGAGUCUGGUGUUGGUGGUGUAUUUUGCGCCGGGGCUGAUUUGAAGGAACGUAAAACCUUCACCCCUUCCCAAACCACCACAUUCCUCCACUCUCUAAACACAACCUUCACAACCCUCUCCAACCUCCUAAUCCCCACCAUCUCCUGCAUCCCAACCCACGCCCACGGCGGCGGCCUCGAACUAGCUUUAUCCACCGACCUAAGAAUAACACACCCAUCAGCCCAACUCUCCCUCCCCGAAACCCGUCUGGGUAUAAUCCCAGGCGCCGGUGGAACCCGUCGGAUCUCUCAGAUAAUCAGCAGAAGUCGCGCGUUGGAUAUGAUACUCACAGGACGAAGGGUUGGUGCCGUUGAAGCGUUGAAUUGGGGACUUGUGGAUAGAGUUGUUGAGGAAGGGAAGGAUGUUAAUGAUGAAGGGGUGGAGCUUGCGAAGAGGAUAUGUGAGGGGGGACCGUUGGCGAUUGUGGCGGCGAAGAGGGCGGUUAAAGUUGGGUUGGAUGGGGGGUUGGAUGUUGAAGGGUUGGCUUAUGGGGGGAUUAUUGAGAGUCAGGAUAAAUUUGAGGCGCUUAAGGCUUUUGCGGAAAAGAGGAAGCCGGAGUUUAAGGGAAGGUAG